This is a messenger RNA of Chinchilla lanigera (long-tailed chinchilla), 2288 nucleotides long. RefSeq names its product CASP8 and FADD-like apoptosis regulator (gene Cflar). The record is from RefSeq and is a predicted model, not a curated record. Gene Ontology annotation, molecular function: protein binding; cysteine-type endopeptidase activity. The transcript has 10 exons. Lineage: Eukaryota; Metazoa; Chordata; Mammalia; Rodentia; Chinchillidae. Bases 657 to 2027 code for a protein of 456 amino acids. Gene Ontology annotation, biological process: proteolysis; negative regulation of extrinsic apoptotic signaling pathway via death domain receptors.
UCCACCGAGCUGUGGCCACGCAGCAGUGUGUUGUAGCAGUCUGAGGAGGCUGGCCGUGGUGACUGAUACCCCAGCUCCUCAGGAGGCUGAGGCAGGAGGAGCACAAGUUUGAACCCAGCCUGGACAGCUUAGAAGACCUUCAAAACGAAAAGGGCUGAGGGUGCAGCUCAGUGCCCGGGAUGCAUCCUCAGCGCCGCGAAGCAGGCAGACAAGACAACUUGAUGAAGCUGUGAAGGGGCUGGGGCCGGGCCGGCUGGCGUGGGUGGGGUUGAAGUGCGCGGCACCUGUGCACGCACGCACGGAGGCGGCUGCGGGCGGCCCCCAGGCCGUGACGCAGGUCUCUCGGUCUGGUCUUGCAGCCUCUGACUCACUGGGUUUUCCUCUUCCUCCCCCGUCACAACCGUGGCGUCAUCUCUGUGAUUUCCCCGCCCUCUGUGUCCCGAGUACUCUGGGGCUUUUGGGGCUGAGCUGUCCCCACUCUCACUUCUCCCUCGGUGCCUCUGGUUCCGAUCAGUCCGGUGGGCUUGGUCGCUGAGGCAGCCUCUCCGGUCUCCAGGUUCCGGCCAAUGAAGGAGGGAGAGUGAGUGCCGGGGAGUUAACGCCCCUCAGCGAGGCGCCCUCGCCAGGACCGAGUACCAUGAAGCGGGGCUGCGCAGAUGGAGCUGGUGCUCGCCCGGGCCACUGCUGAGGGCCGGCAGCCCCUGCCCGCCACCCUCGCCAUGGCGCUGCCCGCCGAGCUCAUCCACCGGGUGGAGGAGGCGCUGGACGAGGAGGAGAAGGAGAUGCUGGCCUUCCUGUGCCGCGACCUCGCGGUGGACCUGCCGCCCAGCAACACCUGCGAUCUGCUGGCGGCGCUGAGUGAGAAAGGCCGGCUGUCCCGUCUGGGCCUGGCCGAGCUGCUCUACAGGGUGCAGCGCUUCGACCUGCUCAAGCGGGUGCUGAGGAUGGACCGGGCGGCCCUGGAGACCCACCUGCACAGGCACCCUGGCCUCGUGUCCAGCUACAGGGUGCUGAUGAUGGAGAUUGGCGAGGAGCUGCACAAGUCUGACCUGUCUGCGCUGACUUUCCUCAUGAGGGACCACACGGGCCGCGGCCAGACGGCCAAGCACAAGAGUUUCUUGGAACUUGUGAUUGAACUGGAGAAAUUGGAUCUGGUUGCUCCAGAUCAGUUGGACUUAUUAGAGAAAUGCCUAAAGAACAUCCACAGACUGGACCUGAAGAAAAAAAUCGAGAAGUACAAACAGUCUGCUCAAGGAGAACGAACAAGUUACAUGAACUCUCUCCAAGCCUCUUUCCCGAACUUGAGCCUCACAGAUCUGUCACAUAAUUUAAGGCUGCAGAAUGGAAGAAACAAAGCAGCAGGACUUGAGACACAUCAUCAAAAGCCCACGAAGAUGUCUGUUCAGGAGUCUGGAGCCUUCUUGCCUCAGUACCCGCCGCCUGUGGAGAGAUACCGGAUGCGGAGCAGGCCUCUGGGCAUCUGCCUGAUCAUCGAUUGCAUCGGCAACGCCUCAGAAGUCCUUCAAGACACCUUCUCCUCCUUGGGCUUCAAGGUCCAGUGCUUCUUGGGCCUUCCUGUGGACGACAUGGUCCGGGUGCUGCGCCAGGUGGCCUCCUCAUCCCAGCACCGGGGCCACGACAGCUUCGUGUGUGUCCUAAGCUAUGUGGUGUCGGAGGCCCAGCCAGGUGCCAGCAGCUUCCUGGAGGUGGACGGGCCAGCGCUGACCAGUGUGGAGUCCAUGGAGCCGUGGCCACUGCCCCACACACUGCACCAGGAGGCCGACGUCCUGUGGAGCCAGUGCAUGGCCCAGGCGUGCCUGCUGGAGCAGCCUGGUGCCUCGCCCUCCCUGUACCUGCAGGGCCUCUGCCAGCAGCUGCUGCAGGACAGAACAUGCCCGCUGCUUGACCUGCACGUCGAGCUCAACCGCAGAGUGUAUGAGUGGAACAGCCUGGCUCCUGCCCAGCAGAGGUACCGCCUCUGCCUGCAGCACACACUGAGGAAGACGCUCGUCCUGGCCUCCACCUGAUGCCCAGGCCUCUCCUGGCCAUGCAGCUCCCUCUCCAGAGAGCAGCGGUCGCAGAGAGCACCCAUGAGCAGGGUGCGCAGUGCAGAGCUCACGAGGGGCUCACAGGGAUGGAGCUGGACUGGAAUCUGGCCUCGCACCGUUUCCUCUCUGAGGAAGCUAUGGCCUCUGUGGCUGAAACACCCAGAGGGGAGAGAGAACACAGAGGAGAGGGGAGAGGAGAGGAGAGGAGGGGAGAGGAGAAGAUAGGGGAUAGAGAGGAGA